This is a messenger RNA of Vespa mandarinia (Asian giant hornet), 1774 nucleotides long. Its product is annotated as cyclin-dependent kinase-like 4. NCBI's taxonomy places the organism in Eukaryota, Metazoa, Arthropoda, Insecta, Hymenoptera, Vespidae. The record is from RefSeq and is a predicted model, not a curated record. Gene Ontology annotation, biological process: protein phosphorylation. Gene Ontology annotation, molecular function: ATP binding; protein serine/threonine kinase activity. Gene Ontology annotation, cellular component: nucleus.
GGGACAAGUCGACGUUGCGUGUGGUUGAAGCGCGAAUAGAACUAUUGUUACGGAAUAUCGAUCCCCUCGGGGAUGACGUAGUAUAGUAAACGGAUGGACGUUGACUCGACCAGGUUAUCUUGGUGAAACGUGUGCCAUCGAAUUUUCAUAGUUAAUAGAAUAAUUCGACGUUGUCAAUAAUGUCUAUGCGUUUUCGAUUGUGUCUUAAACGAAUUGCAAGGGUAUUUCUAAUAUCAAAAGAAAAAGUUUUCAUUCAAGGUAGAAACGUCUUGUGAGUGUCUUUCGCAUGGAGAAAUGGCUUCAAGAUAGUACGCUUUGGCUUUUUGGUAGUACGCUUCCAUUGCUACCAAGAAGAAAAGAGCGCAUGCGUCGUGUACUGUCCAAUGGAUAAAGUCAAACGAGCUUGGGGGAGAGUUUGAUCCUCGGUCAUCGGCGAGAAUGAAGACAGUGCAGUUUGCAUUCUUCACCGGCGUAGCAUGCUUUUUGCCCAACAGUUUACGUCCUUGCCAUGCCUUGCCAAAUAUAAGAAGUCUCGCGCACCAAGCAAGGCGAUGGAACGUUACGAACGGUUGGGACGUCUUGGAGAGGGUAGUUACGGAGUCGUCUUCCAAUGUAAAGAUCGGCAUACAGGAAAAUUGGUGGCUGUUAAAAAAUUUCAACAAACGGAGGACGAUCCUCUUAUACGAAAGAUUGCGCUUCGGGAGAUACGCUUGCUCAAGAAUUUGAAACAUCCAAAUCUGGUGAACCUUUUGGAAGUAUUUAGACGAAAAAGGAAGCUCCAUUUGGUAUUUGAAUACUGCGAGCAUACACUUUUAAACGAGAUGGAGAAAUUCCCGUACGGUUGUCCCGAUCUCAUGAUCAAACAGCUUACAUGGCAAAUUCUUCAAGGUAUUGCCUAUUGUCACCGACUUGGCUGUGUUCACAGAGAUGUCAAACCAGAGAAUAUUUUAAUUACGGCGGAGGGUGUUGUAAAGCUUUGUGAUUUUGGAUUUGCUCGAAUGCUUAGUCCUGGAGAAAAUUAUACGGAAUACGUGGCAACGAGAUGGUACAGGGCACCAGAAUUAUUGGUUGGGGAUACCCAAUAUGGAACUCCCGUAGACGUAUGGGCAAUAGGGUGUGUAUUUGCCGAAUUAAUACGAGGAGAAGCCCUAUGGCCUGGCAAAUCGGACGUGGACCAACUUUAUUUGAUAAGAAGAACUGUAGGCGACUUAUUACCAAGGCACAUUGCCAUAUUUCAGCAAAACGAAUUCUUCGCUGGUAUAACACUUCCAUCGCCGCAAAAGCUUAUACCAUUUAAGGAUAUUUUUCCUGAUAGACCCAGUACACUCUUACAGAUUGAUUUUUUGGAGAAGUGCUUGGACAAAGAUCCAAAUGUAAGGUGGACGUGCGAGCAGCUUCUACAGCAUGGAUACUUUGAAAAUUUUCAUUUUAAAAUUCCUGACGUGGAAUUAGAAGAAUUCGAGAAACUCAAAAAAUACAGAGAUCGUUCGCGAUUAAGUCAGAUGAAUAGUCAUGCGAUCGAAGACCAUGGAUACAGGACUGAUAAUUCGAAAUACAAUCAAAUGCUACUACCGCAACUUCCUCAAAUGAACGUUGUCACGCAUGGUCAAAAUGACAAUCGGCCUAAAAGCACGAGUAUGCAACAUCAGCAAGGCUUCGAUCAUUUGCCUACGAUAAGAGGCUGCAAUUAGUAUUGUAAAGUAUAUCUACUUGUGGUUCGUUAGUUAUACAUAUAUAAUACAUUAUACAUAUGAUGAUAAUGAUGACGAGGACG